AUGAGCCAAAACUACCUGUCCAAGAACGAUGAACUCCGCAGGGGAGAUUAUAUAAUUUCUAAUAACCGAGAGUUCAAAGCUGUGUUCCAGGACGACGGAAACUUUGUCAUCUACGGAUGGAAGCCCAUUUGGUCCUCUGAUACGGCGUCUUCAGAGCCCCACCGUUUAUGUAUGCAGGCCGACUGCAACUUCGUCAUGUACAAGAAGAACGGUCAUCCCAUAUGGAACACCAAAACCUAUGAAUGCAGAUCUAACAUGUGCCGUGCCCACCUAAAGGACAACGGGUUCCUGGUGUUGGAAACGGAAAGUGAGGAGAUCUGGACCUCUGAAAGCUCCAAAGGCAUGAAGAAUUGA
Conger conger (European conger) is the source of this 354-nucleotide messenger RNA. RefSeq names its product B-type lectin plumieribetin-like. NCBI's taxonomy places the organism in Eukaryota, Metazoa, Chordata, Actinopteri, Anguilliformes, Congridae. The transcript has 2 exons. The record is from RefSeq and is a predicted model, not a curated record. The coding region runs from base 1 to 354 and encodes 117 amino acids.